UAAAAGUGGACAGAACAGCCUGAUAAAACAGCGCCAACGUGCCCACGUCACAUAAUGUCACAUCUAUACGCUUCAAGUGUAAAAAGAAAAUGAUAAAAGACGGUAAAAGCGGUCCCAAAGUCUCCGUUUAGUCUUUAACUCUAGAACUACUGUAUUUCAUAUCCAUGCUAUAUGUUGUUUGUUCCUUAGUGCUUGAUGUCGACAUUAAGGCCUAGUUUAACCUCGGAUUAGUCAUUUCAGUAGGCUGGACUGUUACUCGUCUGUUUCAAAACAAUUAGAUUUAUUCGGUUAAAAAAACCGAGUAGAGGAGAAGAGAGGAGGAGGGAUUUCCUUGCUCCAAAACCUCUUUUCCUUUAGUUUCCAUGAGCUGGAUGAGGACUGGGAGGGGGAGGCUGGACAUUCCUCUCAUACUGUAGAGAAGCAGGGGGCUUCCUCUACUUCUCCUCUACCGCUUUUUUUGUUUUACGGUUAAACAUGAAACUUACGGGGAAAGUCUUUUUGGCCGCGAAACAGCUCCUUUUACCGCAGCAAGGAUUAAAAGUGUCGGCGAGAGCCACCAUUGAUCGAGUUUUCUUGUUUUAGAGGGAGGUUUUGUGCAGACCCAGUCCCUGAGGACAGGAGGAAACACUGAGGGAUGUUUGGGAGUAAAUGGUCGUGGAAAUAAACGGAAGAAACACCUUCGAAAGACGCCAACCAGUGCCUCUUCAAUUUGAAGUGUCUUGAGGACCUGCUGAGUCUAAAGGGAGGCCAGGACCAGGAGUUGAGUACCUGCCACCAACCUGCUACCAACACCUUACAGCAGCCCACCUCCAUCACAACUUCAACAGUCCCAUCUUCCUGCUUACCCUCACCUGUCACUUGCUACUGCAUCGCAACAUGAGCAGCUGUUGCCACUGAUGCACCCCGGAGAGCGCAGUCAGAGCAGCCAUUCAGAUGUUUCGGAAAAAAGCAUCUUCCUCCUUGAGAAUGAGAAGAAUAACAGAAAGCACUAGAUGGAAUAUUGACCGUGGGCGGAGCUUGUCCUUCCAUGAGGUGCGUGGCCAGGGUGAGGCAGAAAUGAGGGCCGCAGCUGAGGAGUCGUCCAACAGCAGCAACAGUGUAGGAGGUGGGGGCAGCACAGUCCUGCAGCGCCUCCUGCAGGAGCAGAUGAACCGGAAUUAUGUGCUGCAACAGCAACAACAACAACAACAACAACAACAACAAGGAGGAGGAGCAGGUGGGGGUGGUGUUGGAGGUUACUCGGGGCAGGGACAGGUAGGCUCCUCUGAUGAUCACUCCAUGACUCCGCACAUUGCCCGUCAGGAGCCCCAGGGACAGGAGCUUCAGACAGACAAUGGCCUGGAGAAGCUGGGGUCCAGCAGAGUAGGAGGAGGUGGAGGGAGCAGUGGAGGUGGAGGAGGAGGCAGCAGUGGAGGUUGUGGAAAUGGCCAAGGGCAAUGCCCAAACCCUGAGGAUCUCCCUACCUACGAAGAAGCCAAAGUGCAGUCCCAAUACUUCCGGGGCCAUGGCCCUCCUCCUCAGCCUCAACAGCAGAACAACCAGCCCCAGCAGCCUCCUCUCCCCGCCUCAGUGGGCACCGCCUUCUACGUCACUGGGGUGGCCAGUGCCAAGGUGCGCACUGAGGGUCGCCCUACGGUACAGCGAGUGAGCGGCACAGGGAGAGUUCACCAGGAUGAUGGACUGAAGGAUCUGAAGCAAGGACACGUUCGAUCCCUCAGUGAACGUCUGAUGCAGCUCUCCCUGGCCACUAGUGGCGUGAAGGCGCACGCUCCUGUUACCAGCGCCCCGCUCUCCCCCCAGCUACCUCCACCAGGGCAGCCGGGAGACUACUACAAGCCGCAGCACCGUGGCCCGCCUCCAGACUACCCCUUUAAAGGAAUGGGCUCGUCCAGCAAGCAGCAGGAACCUGGAGGCCAUAUUUACCAGGAGCAGAGAGGGAGGGAGCACUCCAGGGAGAUGCUUCAUGUCCGAUAUCAGCCCCCACCAGAGUAUGGCUCAUUCAGGUCCAGUAAAGAGGGUUCGGUUCACUGCCAGAGGACCCUCCAUCAGCACAGUCCCACCUCCUCUGUCACCUCCAUGGGCUCCUUGUCCCGCACCCAGUCCUCCACCCUGAGCAGCAUACUCAGUGCUUCCCACUCCUCCCAUCCCUCGUUCCCUCACCAGCAGGUCCAGGGAGAGCAGUAUCCUAGCAUGGGACCUCGCAGCCCACAGGGUCCCAGCUCCCACCAAGCAGGCGAGCCCUUCACCCUGGGACCCAUGCACCCGACACCACCAAGAGGUCAUGGUUUCCCUCAUGACCCCUACGGCUCCACCCCAAGGAUGCAUCAUCAGCAGCACUAUCAGCAGCACCAUCAGUAUCAACAACAACAACAACAACAGCAACACCACCAGCAACAGCAACAACAGCAACAACAGCAACAACAACAACAACAACAACAACACCACCACCACCAACAACAACAACAACAACAGCAGCAGCAGCAGCAGCAGCAGUUCCAAGGAGUUCCACCUCCUCAGCCCCAGGCUGGACAUUUCCCCCACCCGCACUCCUACUCCCACCUACAAGGGGAGCCUUUUGCUAUGAUGGUGCGAGCCCAUCAGAUGGUGGAUAUGCUAACAGAGGAGAACAGGAUGUUGAGGCAGGAGAUGGAUAGCUGUCGCGAGAAAGUCACCAAGUUGCACAAGUUGGAAACUGAGAUCCAGCUGGUGUCAGAGGUAUAUGAAAACCUUGCCAAGUCCUCCUCCAAAAGGGAGGCCCUGGAGAAAACCAUGAGAAACAAGCUGGAGCUGGAGGUGCGCCGGCUGCAUGACUUCAACAGGGACCUCCGAGAGCGCAUGGAGACAGCCAAUAAGCAGCUCACUGCUAAAGAGUGUGAAGGCUCAGAGGACAACCGCAAAACCAUCUCCCAGCUUCUCACACAGAACAAAGAAACGCUCCGUGAGAAGGAAAAGCUGGAGAUGGAGUUGAACGCACUGCGCUCCACGACAGAGGACCAGAGGAGACACAUCGAAAUCAGAGACCAGGCGCUCAACAACGCACAGGCCAAAGUGGUCAAAUUGGAGGAGGAACUGAAAAAAAAGCAGGUUUACGUGGAGAAGGUGGAAAGGAUGCAGCAGGCUCUGGCUCAGCUCCAGGCAGCCUGUGAGAAGAGAGAACAACUUGAGCAUCGACUACGUACUAGACUGGAGAGAGAACUGGAGUCAUUACGCAUGCAGCAGCGUCAGGGAGGGGCACAAAGCAGUGGUGCAGCCCCCUCGGAGUACAAUGCCACAGCACUGAUGGAGCACCUGAGAGAGAAGGAGGAGCGGAUCCUGGCUCUGGAGGCCGAUAUGACCAAAUGGGAGCAGAAGUACUUGGAGGAGAGCGUGAUGAGGCAAUUUGCUCUGGAUGCUGCUGCCUCCGUUGCCACUCAGAGGGAUACAUCUUCAGCAGUGAUAAGUCAUUCUCCUAGCAGCAGCUAUGACACAUCAGUGGAAGCCCGAAUCCAGAAGGAAGAAGAGGAGAUUCUCAUGGCCAAUCGGCGCUGUCUGGACAUGGAAAGCAGGAUAAAGAACCUCCAUGCCCAGAUCAUAGAGAAAGACGCUAUGAUCAAGGUGCUUCACCAGCGCUCCAGGAAGGAGCCCAUCAAGUCCGAUGUGCCAUCUGCCAUGAGACCCUCCAAGUCCCUGAUGUCCAUUUCCAACUCUGGUGGUUCAGGACUGCUCUCUCACAGCCUAGGCCUCAGUAGCUCACCCAUCACUGAAGAACGCAAAGACACCAGCUGGAAGGGCAGCCUGGGGGUUCUUCUGAGUUCUGAGUUCCGUACAGAGUCUCUCAGGACCGAGUCAAUUUCAUCAUCCCCCUCACCAGUGCUUCCUUCCACCCCGAUGAACACAAGCCACUCCAAGUCGGGCAGCAGGGACAGCUGCACACAGACGGAGAAGGGACAGAGCCAGGACACCAGCAAGCCCAGCACUCCAGCUCUGCAGAGCAUGACGCUGCCCGCUCGCCUGUCCAGCCCCAGCCCUGUCUACAUUCCAGACCGCUUAGCAGAUGUGCCAGUGUUUCACAGCAGCACCCUGGAGCGGAGGCUCCCCGUCCAGUCCCACUCACAGCAACAGACCCCUUCUGCAGCCCCCCCCACCCAACAGGAAGUGGACAACGACAUGGUGGAGAUCCUCAUCUGACCCAUCACCUCCAGCAUAAAACAUCAUCCAAACCAGUGAUUGGAGGGCAGCUCUCAGACAUGUAAAGCACCUGGCUCCUCCUCCAAACCUGCAGCUGUCUGUGUGACUGACCACACCAAGAGACACUCUGACACUCUUCUGUUUACAUGUGCAUUCAUUUAAACAUCCAGACUGACUGGAAGAUUUUACACAUGUCUUUUAUUUCUUCACGAUUUUCAUCAUGUUAGGAAAAAAACAGAAAUCAGAAGACAAAAGCAAAUUCUCCUUCCUGUCUCAUCUCAGCUUUUGCAUGUUUCCGUAAUGCAAUUGUUAAUAUGAAGUGGAGUUUUGAAGGCGGAGUCUGCAUCCUAAUCCAGUACUCUUCCUGUCAAAUUCUGUCAUUAGCUCUUUACAGGAACCAUGAGCUGGUUGAAAGAAAACUCCAGUGUUUAUACACGGCCCUGGCUCUGUAAAUGGGAAGCAAGGAGCUGUGGAGCUCAUGCAUGGGACAGAGGACAGGGGACAGAGUACACAGAACAGGGGACAGGCCAUGGAUGUAUAAAGACACAUGUAGUGGCAGUGAGAGGGAAGAUGCUUCCGUUAGUGCUGAAGGGUGUAUUUGUUGAUAUUUGACCCUGUAGAACCUGAUAAUGUAAUAACUUCCCGAUAAUGUAACAAAGUGCAUUUCCCAAUAAUGUAAUGCACUUUUUACAGUGAUACCUCGUUUGUGAAAAACGGAUGAACGGGUCAAAAGUUAAUAAACAUUCAACUUUGACCUGUUGGUGGCGCUAGAGCUCUUGAGCUAGAGUUGCCUACACAGUAUCACCACUUGAACCUAAGUAAUGGGUUGUCUGCUGUUAAGUUAUUACAAUAUGGGGGAAUUUUUACAUUAUCAGGUCUUGCGAAAUGAAGGCUAAGCUGAUAAUGUAAUAAACUCCCAUUAAUGUUAUACUUUAUUACAUUGUUGGUAAAAAGUGUAUUACAUGAUUGGGAAAUGCACUUUAUUACAUUAUCGGGAAGUUAUUACAUUAUCAGGUUUUAUAACAUUUUCAGUGGACUCAAGUGCAGAUUUUUAUUACAUUAUCGGGGUUAUUACAUUAUCGUGAAUUUAUUACAUUAUCAGGUUCUACAGAGCUUAACACCCAAACAAUCUUUCUCCACAAUUACACCCCCACCUUUAAAAAAAAAAAAAAAAAAGUUUUAGUGCCUCAUAUUUAUUUUUCCGAUGCAACUUUCUAAGACGCUUUGGGCGAUUAGUCGUGAUGGAUUCGAUAAACGUUUGAGCUGGAAUGGAAGUUAAUUAAUUAAUCGAGCCUCGAUGUAUGUUCAUAAAUGUUCACAGUAAUAAGACUGGGAGGAAAAACAGCGAGGGAACAAACCUCAAAAGCCAAAAUCAUCGUGUAAAAAAAUCAACAUGGAGAGCUUUUACAUUUAAGGUGAAGGAUUUCUGUUCUUGUCACUGUUGUUUGUGUCGCUGUGGUCAGUGACUAACUGUUUAAAUGCACUGCCUGUUGAUCUGCAGGGGUUUGUGGCCACAUUCGUUACUGCAGCACCAAUUGUAUUUCAGCACACACAGAAGCCUUACUGAAGCUCAGAAUGAGCAUUUUUUUUCCUUUUCUACAUACAAGCAAAAUAUGAAUAAUUAAUUAAUAAAACUGGCCCUUGUAGAACCUGAUAAUGUAAUAAAUUCCCGAUAAUGUAGUGACCCUGAUAAUGUAAUAAAAAUCUGCACUUGAGUCCAUUGAAAAUGUAAUAAAACCUGAUAAUGUAAUAACUUCCCGAUAAUGUAAUAAAGUGCAUUUCCCAAUAAUGUAAUACACUUUUUACCAAUAAUGUAAUAAAGUAUAACACCAAGCACUUUUAGAUUUCACGAAGCUGUUGAAUGCAUUAAUGUGUCAUGGAUACCUCGUUUGUGAAAAACGGAUGAACGGGUCAAAAGUUAAUAAACAUUCAACUUUGACCUGUUACACCUAUUACAAUAUUGGGGAAUUAUUACAUUAUCAGGACUUGAGAAAUGAAGGCUAACCU
This is a messenger RNA of Centropristis striata (black sea bass), 6174 nucleotides long. It is a transcript of the gene amot, whose product is annotated as angiomotin. Bases 934 to 4167 code for a protein of 1077 amino acids. Gene Ontology annotation, biological process: angiogenesis; establishment of cell polarity involved in ameboidal cell migration; hippo signaling. Lineage: Eukaryota; Metazoa; Chordata; Actinopteri; Perciformes; Serranidae. Gene Ontology annotation, cellular component: bicellular tight junction; cytoplasmic vesicle; plasma membrane. Gene Ontology annotation, molecular function: signaling receptor activity. The record is from RefSeq and is a predicted model, not a curated record. The transcript is spliced from 14 exons.